GCUGCCUCCCUUCGGAUGCCGCAGUUGAUUUAGUUUGAUUAUGGCCUUUUUCUCCCGAUUUCAGUUCAAUGAGUGUGAGAACAGAGGAAGUUUAUUUUUAGCGUAGUGCAAGGCAGUCAGUGUUUGUGUUCUGGAAAUUUGGUCAUUAUUCGCAUUAAAUAAUCUAACGAAUGAGUUGACUACAAGUGAGUAAAGUGUGCUGCUCUUCUGAAUCGCAAGAAGUUGAAUAUGGUGAUGUGAUCGGAAAAGGGUAUCGACAUUACAACGAAAAAGAAGAAGCCUUUAUCAGCGAUUCCGUUGGUUGGUUAACACGUAGCCCGCUGUUGUUUGUUUUGUGAUAACGGAAGCGAAAUAUUGGCAACGUUCAUUUUUAUCGCGGUUUCUGCGUGUUCCAAUUUAUACAUUUGGUGUGCAUUUUUCAGCGUUGACACAUCGUCGACACAUAGCGCGGAAGUUGCUAUUACUUCGUUUGUGUUUUGAUAUAUAGAUAAAACAUCUUCCCUCGCACCCCCGCGCCACCAAUCAGAAAUGGCGUCCCCACUGCCAACGAGGACUAUGCCUCCACCACCUCCACCAAAGCCCCAUAAGUCACCGACAUUAAAUGGGGCUGACAGAGGACACAUUUACCAGAAUAACAAUAUAAACAACAACAACAACGAACCGAUUCAGAACGGUGGUAAAACCAACUACACGGUGCCAUUCGGUGCCAGUAAUCCGUCGUUGCCGCCCGAGAAUGAACAAGUAGUGAUGACACCCCGUGGAAAGACCGCCAACUCGACGGUGCUGCUCAUUGAGCGCAAGCUGGUGCAGCAGGUCGGUGACAGGACCCACGUGGCCGGCGGUGACCAUCGAGGAAUUAUCAUCAACAAGGAUGCUGCCUCAGGUCAAAGCACAGAACGCAGCCCUGCUCAGCUUAGCCUCGAGUUUCGUGUAUUUCUAGUCAGUGCCAACACUGGCCAGCAUUCGCAAGAAUCCCGUAAAAUUCGUUUCUGGUUCCGUGACUGGCUACAGGAUGGUGAAGUGCAAGCACACGUGGCACAGGACUUUUUUCGCGAGCUCGUUAGCCCGAAAGAAUUCCCCAGAGACUACGUUGGAUUCAUCAAGAAAAUUAUGAAGCAACUACAGAAAGGAUACAACGAGAUACAGGCAAUCGAAGUGGAACUUCGAAUACUGGAGCAGACUUCAGCGCCACCUUCACGACCACCUCGUCCUGGCCAUGUGAUAUUUUGCUACGGUAAUUGUAAUAAAGCUUUCGACUCCAACCAUAACAGUUGUGGCAAAGCGCUAGGUAACGACGGUGGUGGUGGUGUUAAAAGUAAUUCCAAUAGCAUACAUCCCUCUCCAGUUCAUCAACUUGCUGAAAAAGAACCGAUUAUUCCAACCGUAUCCUUCGAGGACUCUCAGUUUGAGGUAAUUCCAUUAACACCCGAAAAGAUAUUGGAGUUGAUCGAGCAAGCCUAUCCGAAUCCCAUCACCCCGGAAGAUUUAGCCAAGGAUAACGGUUGGGAUGAAGAGGAAGUACUGCAAAUAAUGCUUCUGCUGAAGGAGCGUGGCCUGAUCAAGUCGAUGGAGUUCAAUUCAUUCACCCGUAUUCACCACGACGAUAAAGAGAUAAAAAUCGUCAAACAGAUGCCAACUAUCGCAUCCAAUAAACAGCCAACGAUUGCCAUAAUUACAGCGCAGUAUUGUGAGAAACUUGCUGUAGAUGCCAUGCUGGAGAAUAAGGAAACCUUCGUUCGCUACACUACCGUCGGAACAUCUCCCGUGUCUCCAAUCAAUGGCCUGCAGAGAACUAGGAGAAGUAGGCGACGUUUUGGUGAAUCAAACGUGUACACCCUCGGCAACAUUGGUGCACACCGUAUCGUGAGCACCAAGCUUCCAUCGGUGGGUAGCACGCGAGAAGCCAUGACAGCCGCCGGAAAUACGACAACUCGCCUUCUCGGAACAUUCCAAAAGGUGGAUUUCGUCUUCAUCGUAGGACUGGCCGGUGGUAUCCCACAUUACACCGAUUACAAAAAGCACGUCCGUUUGGGUGACGUGGUAAUUGCAUCCGUUUCAGACCAAAAUAAGAGCUCGCUAGAUGCUCUUGGACAAACCAGUACCAAACCUUACUGUUACGUCUACAACAAUCAAGGCGACGUGAAAACUUACUACCCAGUUGAUGAUUGUCUACAGACUAUUGGAAAAACGCUUCAGGUAAAUGACGAUGGCAAGAGACCUUGGGAAGUAUACAUCAAAGAGGGUUUGAUCAAUCUCAGUAAUAAGAGCAGCAGUGAUUUUUCCCGCCCAUCGCCGAAUACGGACAAGCUAUACAUGAACAUCGGCAAUAAAGAUGUAAUUGAGGUAGCACAUCCCGUUGACCAAGACGAUGUUGAUGGUAUACCUCAGUCAAGAAUUCAUAUCGGCCCGAUUGGGUCGGGAUACGAUCUCAUCAAGUCCGAUAGCCUUAGGACCCAGUACUCCCAGGAGUAUGGUCUAGUGGCAACUGACGUAGAAAUGAAUUCGGUACUUGAUAGUAUCGUCGGGAACUGCAGGGACAGUUUCAUCCUAGUUAAAGGCGUCUCCGAUUAUAAAGAUGGUACAACAUCGAAAAAAUGGCAAAGCUAUGCUUCACUUGCCGCAGCAGCCGUAAUGAAAACGAUCAUCUGUGCAAUGGACGCACCGACCAAUGUUUAAAAUGCAUUUCCAUACUAAAUAGCGUGAGUAUUCUGAAUUAACAAAGCUGUAAACUGUAACCGAUCUAGUUUGUGACAAGAGAGUACCAAAAUACUAUUUUUACGUUUAUCACGUAAGUGUUUUAUAUAUUUUUUAAAUAACUUAUUACUUAUGACCGGCAUUCAAGUGAUUCUUUGCGGAAGACUUUGAUCAACUAGCAUAUUCGAUAUAAUGAUGGUUUUAUUUAUUCGGAGUUAAAAAAUACGUAAUAAA
Messenger RNA from Ochlerotatus camptorhynchus, 2928 nucleotides. RefSeq lists its product as uncharacterized. Gene Ontology annotation, molecular function: catalytic activity. NCBI's taxonomy places the organism in Eukaryota, Metazoa, Arthropoda, Insecta, Diptera, Culicidae. Bases 529 to 2676 code for a protein of 715 amino acids. Gene Ontology annotation, biological process: nucleoside metabolic process. The transcript has 9 exons. The record is from RefSeq and is a predicted model, not a curated record.